AUGCAGUUCUUCACGACUUUGCUACUCUUGGUGGUGCCAUGUGUGAUUGCCGCACCGGGCGAUACUAUUGGAAUCCGUCACCCGGAUUACCAAUGCUCAGUCGCAUCCCAGCUUGCUCUCAUCGAGGGCGAAUGCACUACUGCCAGCGGUGCCAUGUCUAUUAACUUUACUGGAAUCACCAACUGUGAUCUACACCGAACUGAGGAUUGCUCGGAUACUCCUGACCACAGGACUUUGCAACAAGGAUGCCAGACCUUUAUGCCCGGAGAUGAAGUAUACCGCGCUUUGAAGUGUGCUCCUCAGGCAUAA
Messenger RNA from Arthroderma uncinatum, 309 nucleotides. RefSeq lists its product as uncharacterized. Lineage: Eukaryota; Fungi; Ascomycota; Eurotiomycetes; Onygenales; Arthrodermataceae. The coding region runs from base 1 to 309 and encodes 102 amino acids. The transcript is spliced from 4 exons. The record is from RefSeq and is a predicted model, not a curated record.